AUGCACAAUCCAAAGGCGUGGAUAACGAAGAUGCUGACCUUCGACUGGUUCCACCAGUGUUUUAUCCCGCAAGUCAAGGUGUAUCUAUUAGAGAAGGGCUUGCCAUUCGAAAUCCUUCUCGUUAUGGAUAACGCUGGUGACCACGCUACUGAUCUGUCGCAUGAGGGCAUUAUGAAUGAGUUCCUGCCGCCCAUCACUACGUCACUUAUUCAGCCAAUGGACCUGCCACCAUUGUUGCCCGAUGGUAUUUACGACGACAAGGGAAUUACACCUGCCGAAAUCCAACACUCCGCAGUACAGAAAGCUUUGCAGUUGGCUGCGAUCAUUGGAGGUGAUGUGACCACCGGAGACAUCGACGAUUUAUUAGACUGUCACUUCCAGCCACUAACCGACGCAGACCUCGAAGACUUGACGAUGUCGGCCAGCGAAGAAGAAGAAACGCAGCAAGAAACGGAAGAAUUCGUCGACCAAACUUGCUUGACUUUGGAACGGCUGGCCAAGCUCUGCAACCUGGCUAAAGAAUUGAAAUGUUUUUGCUGCCUCGCAAAAAAAGAGCCGGUUCCUGCUGCUACUCCUACGGCUGCACCUUCGGAAGAAAUAGAAGAGGUGACCCAGGAAAGAGCACCGUCGUCUGAAGGGACGUAA
This is a messenger RNA of Acanthosepion pharaonis, 645 nucleotides long. The record is from the annotation of a GenBank genome assembly. NCBI's taxonomy places the organism in Eukaryota, Metazoa, Mollusca, Cephalopoda, Sepiida, Sepiidae.